This is a messenger RNA of Tupaia belangeri chinensis (Chinese tree shrew), 1731 nucleotides long. RefSeq names its product NCK adaptor protein 1 (gene NCK1). The transcript is spliced from 4 exons. NCBI's taxonomy places the organism in Eukaryota, Metazoa, Chordata, Mammalia, Scandentia, Tupaiidae. Bases 142 to 1275 code for a protein of 377 amino acids. Gene Ontology annotation, molecular function: signaling adaptor activity; receptor tyrosine kinase binding; ephrin receptor binding. Gene Ontology annotation, cellular component: cytoplasm. The record is from RefSeq and is a predicted model, not a curated record. Gene Ontology annotation, biological process: ephrin receptor signaling pathway; positive regulation of endoplasmic reticulum stress-induced intrinsic apoptotic signaling pathway; cell migration.
GAGCGCCCGGCGGCCGCCCUGCCAGGCUGGAGGCCGGGACGUGGUAGGGAAGGAAGCGUGCUUCCCGGUCGGCUUCCUCCAGAAGUCCUCUUGCCAGUGGUGGCCUGAUCCGAGGCCGGGAAGUGUUCAACCUGCUGAAAAAUGGCAGAAGAAGUGGUGGUAGUAGCCAAAUUUGAUUAUGUGGCCCAACAAGAACAAGAGUUGGACAUCAAGAAGAAUGAGAGAUUAUGGCUUCUGGAUGAUUCCAAGUCUUGGUGGCGAGUUCGAAAUUCCAUGAAUAAAACAGGUUUUGUGCCUUCUAACUAUGUGGAAAGGAAAAACAGUGCUAGGAAAGCAUCUAUUGUAAAAAACCUAAAGGAUACUUUGGGUAUUGGAAAAGUGAAAAGAAAACCUAGUGUGCCAGACUCUGCGUCUCCUGCUGAUGAUAGCUUUGUUGACCCGGGGGAACGUCUGUAUGAUCUCAACAUGCCUGCUUAUGUGAAAUUUAACUACAUGGCUGAAAGAGAAGAUGAGUUAUCAUUGAUAAAAGGGACGAAGGUGACCGUCAUGGAGAAAUGCAGUGAUGGGUGGUGGCGAGGCAGCUACAAUGGACAGGUCGGAUGGUUCCCUUCAAACUAUGUGACUGAAGAAGGUGAUAGUCCUUUGGGUGACCAUGUGGGUUCUCUGUCAGAGAAAUUAGCAGCAGUUGUCAAUAAUCUGAACACUGGGCAGGUGUUGCAUGUGGUACAAGCUCUUUACCCAUUCAGCUCGUCCAAUGAUGAAGAACUUAAUUUUGAGAAAGGAGAUGUAAUGGAUGUUAUUGAAAAACCUGAAAAUGACCCAGAGUGGUGGAAAUGCCGGAAGAUUAAUGGAAUGGUUGGUCUGGUGCCAAAAAACUAUGUUACCAUUAUGCAGAAUAAUCCAUUAACUUCAAGUUUGGAACCAUCACCUCCACAGUGUGAUUACAUUAGACCUUCACUCACUGGAAAGUUUGCUGGCAAUCCUUGGUAUUAUGGCAAAGUCACCAGGCAUCAGGCAGAAAUGGCAUUAAAUGAAAGAGGGCAUGAAGGGGAUUUCCUCAUUCGUGAUAGUGAAUCUUCGCCAAAUGAUUUCUCAGUAUCACUAAAAGCACAGGGGAAAAACAAGCAUUUUAAAGUCCAACUAAAAGAGACUGUCUACUGCAUUGGGCAGCGUAAAUUCAGCACGAUGGAAGAACUUGUAGAACAUUACAAAAAGGCACCAAUUUUUACAAGUGAACAAGGAGAAAAAUUAUAUCUUGUCAAGCAUUUAUCAUGAUACUGCUGGCCAGAAGUGACUACAACACAGCUUUAAUCCGCCAUGUAAUUGAAGACUGAGAAGGUGUUGGUCCAAUUGUGCAUGGUUGGAAAUUGUUUCUAACUCUAUACAAGCAUUGACUAUAAUACAUACGUAUUUUUAUUAUAACUCAGCCCAUACAUAUAUACUACGUAUGCAAUGCAUCUGCAUAGAACAGUUUCUUAUUUUUGGUCUCCUAUUUUAUUGUUUUCCUCUUUGCUGUUUUUCUCUUUGCUUCUAAUAUUAAAGUUUUGUAUUUCGAAAAGAAAAUCAAAUAAUGCAAAUCAGAAGUCCUUGUAUGGAAGAAUGUCUUAUUGCCUUUCCUUAUUUCCUUGCAAAGGCAUACUGUUAGUUCUGCCAUGGUUUCUUUUCAUAUAAAAUUAUUAUAUCUAUAUAUGGCAUAUGCUAAAAUAAAUUUCUUGGAAAGUGUUAAUCUUU